AAUUUUCUGAGAGGGAUGAAGAAUGGGAUGGUGAAAGCAGGCAGGUGUUUCACCAGGCAGAUGCACAGAUUUACAAAAGGGAGUUUCUAGAAUAAUUGCUGGUGCAGUUCUGGAAGAUGCCAGCCUCGAUCCCAGAGGCAGACAGGCGGCACAGAGCCUCAGCAGCAUUUUCUCUGAGUUUCCUCUCUUUAGUGUUCUCUAUCACAGCAUUCAGCAGCAGUUACUGGUGUGAAGGGACGAGGAAAGUGGCCAAACCUUUCUGCAAAGGGGACAGCAAAGGGGAUCUCUGCAUCCGCUUCAACAGCGCCGACGGCAACAGCAGCCAGGCUGUGCAGUACAUCUGGGAGACAGGAGAUGACAAGUUCGUGGAGAAGAAGUUCCAUGCUGGGAUCUGGUAUUCCUGUGAAGAAAUGAUAAAUGAAGAAGGUGAGAAAUGUCGAAGCUUUAUCAGUCUGACUCCAGCUUCUGAUCGAGGGGUUUUAUGGCUGUCUAUUGUAGCAGAGCUGCUCUACGUCGUGUUGCUCCUGACUGGGAACAUUUUAAUGUCAGUGGAAAUCUGCUACUACAGCUCUGUCAUUGAUGGGCUGAAGAUCAACGCCUUCUCUGCAGUGGUCACCGUGCUGGCAGGUCUUCUGGGCAUGGUUGCUCACAUGAUGUACACAACUGUAUUUCAGAUGACUGUAAAUCUUGGUCCUGAAGACUGGAGACCUCACACUUGGGAUUAUGGCUGGUCCUAUGGCCUUGCAUGGACUUCCUUCGCUUGCUGUAUGGCUGCAGCUGUCACCACUAUUAAUAAAUACACAAAAACCAUCUUGGAAUUCAAGCACAAAAGAAAAAAGCUGGAAAGGAGCUUUAGGAUUCAGUACAAGUUUCCUGAGCACACAGCUCCAGAGAAAGUUUGCAAUGUGUAUGUGAACUCUUUCCAAAACCCCACGGAUGACCCUGCACACGCGUUACGAAGCCUGAGGCACCUGGCCACCAUUUCAGUCCUGUAAAGCUGAACCAGAUCUCAAAGCAUCCUGUAAAUUACAAUACUAGAUCCAAAUGAAACUGUGUUAAUGAAGAAAAUGUAUCAAUGUGUAGUAUUAUUUAUUUUUCUGAAUAAAAAAUAUUUAUUUCAGUGGUUGUUUCAAGGAAGUCUUGGUGUUGGAAAAGAAGAUUGAGGUGUCUCAGUUCAGUUAACAACAGUGACACAAUUCCCCACAGCUGUAGUUUUUAAGCAGUGUCUAAUGGCCAGAGAGAGUGAGUUUGUUAGAAUUUUAGAACAUCACUCCACCCUGAUUCUUUAUUAAAAAGACUGUAAAAAAUCCCAUCCUGAGACCAAAACCCAUGAAAAGCAGGGCAGUAAAUCAGGCAUGUGGUGCAUGGCUGGAAUAAUUUCUUGUUAUGAAAGGCACAAUCUCUCCAAGAAAAUCUGUGGACCUCAGUUUAUGGUUUGAGAGUACACAUGGUGGGUUUGCUGGGAAAGGAAGGCUGAUAGAGGAAACAGACUUUCAUUGUAAACACUUACCUAAAAUGAGAAGGCAAACUGAAAUCUGGAAGAUUCAUGAGAAAACAAACUGAAAUCUGAAAAAUACAUGGUUGUGGACAGACACAACUCACCUAUGGAAUUCUCCAGGAAUCAUCCUGGCAACAGAGUCAGAAAGAAUCAAAUUUUGAUUUGAUUUGAUUUGAUACAUUUACAGAUGAAGAAUCUAUAAUCACAUUAAAGAUGUGGAGGUGGAAAUGAUUGCAAUCAUCAGAGAUGAGGAACAUGGAGCUUCCUCAUGGAUCAGAGCCAUGUGCCAGCUUUUCUUCACUGUAGGUGAAUCCUCCUUGGGAAACUCUUGUGAGCUCUGGUGGCAGAGGUGUUACACAGCCUCCUGAGCAGCUCUGAGACUUGGGAAAACCCUUCUGUCUCUUUAUUCAGGCAAUAAAUACAGUUUGAGCUUGUUAUGACAGCAGGAUUUGUAACAGGUCAGGUAAUGGCCAGUGAUAAGGUGGAGCUGAUAACAGAAAAGCAUCAUUAAGUCAGAAGAAAACCAUUAGUGGUAAGAGAGGAGAGGUUUUGAGUGUGUUUAAUAUAUUCAAGAAAUGAGAUUUCUUGACCUUGUUGACAGGUCCCAAAGCUGCACUGCUGCAGUUGUAGAAAAAUGAUCUCCUAAUAUCAAAUCAGAAUGUCAUGUGUUCCAGUUCAUGUCCAUUACCUUCCUUUCUUCUACUGUGCAUAUCUGAGAAGGAUCUGGCUCCACAUUCCCCACACCAUCCUACUAGGUGGCUGCAAUAGCAAUAAGAUUUCCUCUUUAAUCUUUAGAAAAGUCUUUCUUUAUCCUUUACAGUGCUCUGAAACUGCCACCUUCAGUUCAGCAGGGGAACAAAGCAGUCACUAGAAAGUUUGGUGCCCACUCUGUUAGAAGCAGUCUCAAUCCCUUGACCAAAACACAAGAUCCUGAUUCCUUCCCCUUGUUUCACACAUUUCUUUGUCAUGGAUAUGUUUCCAUCACCUUCACUGACAGAGGAAUUAUUCCUGAUUCCAUCUGACUUUCUGAUUUUUGUCAGCCCUAACUCUUUUUGCAAUAGAUUUUUACCCAUCUCAUGUUAUUCCUGGGUGUCAUGGAGGAAUUUACACCCCAUACAGUAACAUACUUCUUUGAUGCCUACAAAUCCUUUGAAAAAUCCAAUUUAAAUAACAGCCUCAUUUUUUAUUUAUUCUUUUUCUUAUCCUGCAGGUUACUAACACAGCCUGACAGUCUCUGCCAUAUGCUGUUUCCUCAGGAUUGUUUCUUACACUGGUUUGUGUGCAUACAAAGUGCUGUAGGUGGGCAAGAGCUUUUUAGAUAAUUGUGCAGUAAGAAUUUGUCCAGAUCCAUUCUUAAAUCUCAAGCUGCUUUUUUUCAUGCUAACCAUUCAAGAAGCUGUAUGUCUUCUGCUGGAUAUCUGGUAAAUAAAUUCACCUAAUGAAAUGCAAGAUUUUUUAUCUCUAUUUGUAAGCCACUAAUUCAUAUUCUGGCCUUUAUUUUAACUUUGAUACCUGGUAAGCCCUGGAACCACAUUAUUUGAAAGCAGAGGAAUAACAGCAGCAUUUUUACUCUGAUUCAUUAGAUCAAAUCAAUUUUGAUGAAUGUGGCAUCUCAGUAAAUUUCAGACACCUGUG
Messenger RNA from Parus major (Great Tit), 3133 nucleotides. It is a transcript of the gene GSG1L2, whose product is annotated as GSG1 like 2. The record is from RefSeq and is a predicted model, not a curated record. NCBI's taxonomy places the organism in Eukaryota, Metazoa, Chordata, Aves, Passeriformes, Paridae. Gene Ontology annotation, cellular component: plasma membrane. Bases 117 to 995 code for a protein of 292 amino acids. The transcript is spliced from 5 exons.